This is a messenger RNA of Sarcophilus harrisii (Tasmanian devil), 3586 nucleotides long. It is a transcript of the gene IFT80, whose product is annotated as intraflagellar transport 80. Gene Ontology annotation, biological process: cilium assembly. Bases 591 to 2852 code for a protein of 753 amino acids. The transcript has 20 exons. Gene Ontology annotation, cellular component: centrosome; intraciliary transport particle B; cilium. NCBI's taxonomy places the organism in Eukaryota, Metazoa, Chordata, Mammalia, Dasyuromorphia, Dasyuridae. Gene Ontology annotation, molecular function: protein binding. The record is from RefSeq and is a predicted model, not a curated record.
ACGCGCGGUGCCUCCUGGGAAGCGCAGAUUUGAAAAAAGUGCGGCGGCUACUGCUGCCGCCAUCUUCCUCCAGAGAUACCGCGCACGCGCAGGCCCCGGGGGCAGAGGAAGAAAGGGCGGGCCUAGGCGGGGCUUGGAGCCUUGGACCUAUGAGGGCGGCUUGUCUCGGGCACCGCCCUUGGAGGCGCGAGCGGCAUCUUAGUAGUUUUUCUUUUUCUUUUUUUUUUUUUUCGGUCACUUUUUUUUUCAAAUGUUUGAAAACGGGAACAAGAAAUGCUGCAAUCCGAUUGGUGGACGGAGGCGGGGUUGGGCGGGGCACAGCCGGAUGGCCCCGCCCCGUCGGUUUUCCACUUUUUUUUUUCUUGCCAGGGCGGGGCAGGCCAGUAGGAAAUAUCGCGAGAGGAGGCCUGCGCCUUCCCGUGGGUUGUCGCUAUGGUGAUGGAGAGUUCGGGAGCCGCGGGCAGGAGAGCGGGCCCGGCUCCGGGCUGCCGCAGCUCCAGGGCCACAGAUUUUUGAGGCUCCUCGAAUGUCUGUUUCUACAGUGAAUAUAGCCAAGCAACUUUUAUAAUUCAUCUGGAAAUUCUGAGAAAAUGAGACUGAAGAUCUCACUUCUAAGAGAACCAAAACAUCAAGAAUUAGUAAGUUGUGUAGGCUGGACCACUGCUGAAGAGCUUUAUUCCUGUAGUGAUGAUCACCAAAUAGUCAAAUGGAACUUGUUAACGACUGAGACCAGCCAAAUCGUCAAGCUCCCCGAUGACAUCUACCCCAUUGAUCUUCACUGGUUUCCCAAAAGCAUCGGUGUGAAGAAGCAGACACAGGCUGAGAGCUUUGUUCUCACCAGUUCUGACGGUAAAUUUCACUUGAUCUCGAAAUUGGGAAGAGUGGAAAAAAGUGUAGAAGCUCAUUGUGGAGCUGUACUUGCAGGGAGAUGGAAUUAUGAAGGAACAGCUUUGAUUACAGUUGGUGAAGAUGGACAAGUAAAAAUUUGGUCAAAGACUGGAAUGCUAAGAUCAACUUUAGCCCAGCAAGGCAUACCAGUCUACUCAGUAGCAUGGGGCCCUGAUUCAGAAAAAGUCCUUUAUACAGCAGGGAAGCAGCUGAUUAUUAAACCUCUUCAGCCAAAUGCUAAAAUUUUACAGUGGAAAGCUCAUGAUGGAAUUAUUUUAAAAGUGGAUUGGAACUCAGUCAAUGAUCUGAUCCUGUCUGCUGGUGAAGACUGUAAAUAUAAGGUAUGGGAUAGUUACGGUCGUCUGCUCUAUAGCUCCCAGCCUCACGAGCAUCCUAUUACCUCAGUUGCCUGGGCUCCGGAUGGAGAAUUAUUUGCUGUGGGAUCAUUUCAUACUUUACGCUUGUGUGAUAAAACAGGGUGGUCAUAUGCUUUGGAGAAACCGAAUACCGGCAGCAUAUUUAAUAUUGCUUGGUCAAUCGACGGCACUCAAAUUGCUGGAGCUUGUGGGAAUGGACAAGUAGUGUUUGCCCAUGUGGUGGAGCAACGUUGGGAGUGGAAGAAUUUUGAAGUGACCUUAACUAAAAGAAGAACCAUGCAAGUUCGGAAUGUUCUUAAUGAUGCAGUGGAUUUAUUGGAAUUCCGUGAUAGGGUCAUCAAAGCGUCUUUGAACUACGGACACUUAGUUGUUUCAACAUCUCUUCAAUGUUAUGUGUUCUCUACAAGGAAUUGGAAUACACCACUUAUAUUUGACCUGAAAGAAGGAACUGUUAGCUUGAUUCUGCAGGCUGAAAGGCAUUUUCUUCUUGUAGAUGGAGGAGGCAUCUACUUAUAUUCUUAUGAAGGACGAUUCAUUUCCUCUCCAAAAUUUCCCGGGAUGAGAACGGAUAUUCUGAAUGCCCAAACAGUCUCUUUAAGUAAUGAUACCAUAGCAAUAAAAGACAAAGCUGAUGAGAAAAUCAUCUUCUUAUUUGAAGCAUCAUCAGGAAAACCACUGGGUGAUGGAAAAAUUCUUUCACAUAAGAAUGAAAUCUUGGAAAUUGCUUUGGAUCAAAAAGGACUUACCAAUGAAAGAAAAAUUGCUUUUAUUGACAAAAAUAGAGAUCUUUAUAUCACUUCCGUUAAACGAUUUGGAAAGGAAGAACAAAUUAUUAAACUUGGUACCAUGGUGCAUACUUUGGCCUGGUGUGAUACCUCCAAUAUACUUUGUGGACUUCAAGACACUCGUUUUACAGUGUGGUAUUAUCCCAACACAGUAUAUGUCGAUCGAGAUAUUUUGCCCAAAACGUUGUUUGAAAGGGAUGCAAGUGAAUUCAGUAAGAAUCCCCACAUUGUGAGUUUUGUUGGAAAUCAGGUAACUAUAAGAAGAGCAGACGGCUCUCUGGUUCACAUCAACAUAUCUCCGUAUCCUGCUAUUCUUCACGAGUAUGUUAGCAGUUCAAAAUGGGAAGAUGCUGUAAGAUUGUGUCGCUUUGUUAAGGAGCAGACAAUGUGGGCUUGCCUGGCUGCCAUGUCAGUGGCCAAUCGAGACAUGACAACUGCAGAAAUAGGCUACGCGUCCAUUGGGGAAAUUGACAAGGUCCAGUACAUCAAUUCCAUCAAAGACCUUCCGUCCAAAGAGUCCAAGAUGGCCCACAUGCUGAUGUUCAGCGGCAACAUCCAGGAGGCCGAGAUGGUGCUCCUUCAGGCCGGCCUCAUUUACCAGGCGAUCCAGAUCAACAUCAAUCUUUACAACUGGGAAAGGGCCCUUGAGUUGGCUGUAAAGCAUAAGACACAUGUCGACACAGUUCUUGCAUACCGGCAAAAGUUUUUGGAGACGUUUGGGAAACAGGAAACUAAUAAACGCUAUUUGCAGUAUGCAGAAGGGCCCUGGGUAGUCAGUGCUAGGGUGACUACCCCUACUUAAGAGAAGAGAAAAGAGGCUGGAAGUUAGGUGCCUUGCCAGAAGCAUCUUGAGAUGGGUCUGGUGACUCCUCGCUACUCCAUCUUGCUUCCCCAUGGAACUCGGAGGACUUGGACUUCAGGCGCUCCUAGUUGUGCUGGGUCACGGGCUCAGUCUCAGCUCUGGGCUCCCUUUCCAUGGCUAUGGACUCUGUUGGUCUUGGCUCCCUGGUAAUUGGGGGGAACUGGACUAAUGACCGCAGAGGCAGCUGGGAGGAACCACUGCCCAUGUGCUUUGAUGGCCCUUCCAUGCUGAGCCAGAAAGUGAGAUUACAUGUGGUAAUUAAAAAGGUUCCAGAGGCAUUGUUUUUGGGUAGUUUAAAAACUUUAUGAAUAAUGCCAGCAUUUAAUAAAUGAGAACAGUCACUUGCCUGAAGUCACACAAUAGUGACUGUCAAAGGGAGGAAUUGGAUCCCGAUCUUCCUGAUUCUUAAUUCCAAAGCCAACACUCGAGCGACUGUCAUGCUGCCUCUCUUCUUACUGUUCACCUUGUCUUUCUCUUUACCUUCAGAGAAUUUUUCUUGUCAAGUUCUAUAUUGUAUAGUUUGAGGGAAGCUGCAUAUCUUGCUAAAAUCUCAGGUUUUUUUCUUUUUCUGCAUCAGAAAAUCCUAGAGAGCAGUUCAUAAAUUGCAGGAACUUACAAAUAUCUUCAUCCCCACUGGUUUCCUGUCCUUGAACUUCUUGGAAUCUUUCAGAGAU